This is a messenger RNA of Hyalella azteca, 3736 nucleotides long. RefSeq names its product proton-associated sugar transporter A (gene lovit). Gene Ontology annotation, cellular component: membrane. The transcript is spliced from 15 exons. NCBI's taxonomy places the organism in Eukaryota, Metazoa, Arthropoda, Malacostraca, Amphipoda, Hyalellidae. The record is from RefSeq and is a predicted model, not a curated record. Gene Ontology annotation, molecular function: sucrose:proton symporter activity. Bases 87 to 2138 code for a protein of 683 amino acids.
CCAUCUGUUGCUGCUCAGCCCUUCUUCAGACAACACCUGCCGGCGCUGCUCCGCUCUACAUCAGUACCCCGCCAGCUCAUUCAUGUAUGAUGUCAGCAUCAGGCGCUGAGAAGCUCUCUGCGUACGCGGGUGGCCUCCACCUGCUCAGCAACGUGGUCAGGGAGAAGUGGGCGAACCUCAAGGACAGCGAGCAGCGGCCAUCGCUGGCCGCCCUUAAGAGGAAGACUGCGGCCACCAUCUUGAAUGCUCGUGAGAACGCUGCACGACACCUCGGAGAUGACCAAGAAGACAGCGAUUACGCUCACAUAUUUAGACCAAAAAGUCGCUUGGAGAUGGUGCGCAUAUCAGCGGCCGUGAUGGGCAUCGAGUUUUGCUACGCCGCAGAAACAGCUUUUGUUUCGCCCACCCUCCUUAAGAUCGGUGUUCACCACAGCCUCAUGACGCUCAUCUGGUGCCUCAGCCCCAGUAUUGGCUUCUUCCUAACGCCCGUGCUGGGCUCUCUCAGCGACAGAUGUCAGUCAAGCAUGGGCAGGAGAAGGCCUUUCAUUCUUUUACUAUCUAUAGGACUAAUUUUCGGUUUGAUCUUGGUACCUAACGGGAAGCUCAUGGGCCAAGCGCUGGGCGAUACCUUCUACCAGCCUCCCCUCAACACGCCUGAAGCUUCCAAUUGGACCAGCCCGUACGCUGUGACACGCGAGCUUGAGUUCGAUGAUCGGGAAUCGAGCCCAGCCAACAUGUCGGCACCAGGAGGUCAGGACCAUCACCCAUGGAGCAUUUUCUUCACCAUCGUCGGCACAAUUCUACUUGACUUCGAUGCUGACGCCUGUCAGAGUCCCGCCCGAGCUUAUCUUCUGGACGUCACAAUUCCUGAGGACCAUGGCGUUGGACUAUCAACGUUCACGAUCAUGGCGGGCCUGGGGGGCAGCACCGGCUACGUCAUGGGGGCCAUCAACUGGGAUGCCAACUUUAUUGGUUGGUUAUUCGGCGGUCACAUCAGAGCGGUGUUCACGCUGGUGCUCUUCAUCUACCUGGUGUGCGUUGUGUGCACCAUCACCGCGUUCAAGGAGAUCCCUCUUGCCAGGCUACUCUCCGUCUCCAAACUCUUCAAUGUCAACGACACAAACUUGGGAGAGUGUGUGCCUCUGGAGUCCAGAUUAACUGGUGAGCAGAAAGCUCUACCUAAAGUCUACGGGAGCGUCUCUACCUCGAUGGAUGGCAUUACUGCAACAUCUACGGUUGACAAUACCAUUAAUGCAUAUCAGACGCUCAGCAACGAUGAUCACCAAACCAAAGAAACAUCUUUUUUCGAGCAGACGCCGCAGGAAACUACGCAAACACAAAAAAGUCCUCAGUCACUGCCAGACCAAGCCAUCUUGGAGGAAGCUCCUGACGCAACACUCAAGCAAUACCUGCUCUCUAUUGUCUACAUGCCUCGGAGCCUGCGGGUGCUGUGCCUGACGAACCUCUUCUGCUGGAUGUCCCUGGUGUGCUACUCCCUCUACUUCACUGACUUCGUGGGGGAAGCUGUGUUUGGGGGAGACCCUGGGGCUCCGGAGGGGUCGCAGUUGCAGCAGCUGUACGAGGCGGGUGUGCGCUUCGGCUGCUGGGGGAUGGCGCUGUACUCGCUCUCCUGCUCCUGCUACUCCUUCGUCAUCGAGAAGCUCGUCAAGAGAUUUGGUGCCCGGAAGGUAUACGUGUGUGGCCAGCUCGUGUACAGCCUGGGCAUGGUGCUGCUAGCCACCACCCCCACCCGCACCGCAGUGAUCGUCCUGUCUACCACAGCCGGGGUGAUGUACUCCACCCUCUUCACCAUGCCCUACUUGCUCGUCGCUCACUACCACGCCACGCAAACUGUUGGAUUCGAGAGAAGCCAAACGAUUGAAAAAUCAACACUAAAUGUUCAAAAGUCUGCUGAUCAAGGAGGAAAUGGAUCAACAACUUGUCAACAAAUUCGCGGGCUUGGUACGGAUGUAGCGAUUGUUUCAUCGAUGGUCUUCCUGGCGCAGUUUAUCCAGGCUCUGUGCAUGGGGUCGUUUGUCUCAGCCUACGGCUCCACAGCCGCUGUUGUUAUCGCAGCUGCAGUUUUCUCGUUCUGUGGGGCCAUGUGUGCUACGCAAGUAGAGUACUUGGAUCUGUAAACUUAUUGCCAAUCAUCGAAUUCUUGUCGUAACUAUAGACAUCUCUUUCUUUUACUGAACACAAGGAAAAUAGUUGAGUGGAAGACGAAUUUGUUGAUGGAAGGAUGAAAACGCGGAUACGACUUCGUAGUUCAUCAAAAAAUGAAGACGCCGUUCCUUUUCUACUGAGCGUUUAGAUUCAAGAGUGUCACAAAUUCUGGAGCUUCUUGUAACGAUUCGUAGUAUUAUGGCAAGAAAUUACGGUCGUGGUCAGGAAAACCAUCUGCUGAAGAGGCCAUGAUAAUUAAUUAAACAUUAAGAAUGUACGCGAGGAUUAAGAAAAAUUAUCAUGACAUCCCGUCUUGUACAAUUAGUGAUGGAAAUAUGUUCUUUCUACAUUUUUAUUUAUUGACGAAACUUCCCAUGAGAAACUGUUUUAUUAGUCGCUUGAAAAUGUACAGACACGAUUGAUAAAUCGUAGAUUUGAAUAUAAAUCAGCAAUUGUGGGAUAAAAUGAACGAUUUUAUAACUAGUAGAAUAUGAAUGAUUUUCGGUUGUUUCGGAUGUCUCGUUAGUUAAUUAAUAGUUUUAAGCACAAAACCACAUAACUCCGAAAUUAAUUUAAAUACAUCAGAGAGAAUUUAUGCUGAUACUUGAAAUAAUUGUGCUGAGUUUGUUACGAUAAAUUUAGACAUUUCUUUCGAAAGAUCGUAAGGACGUUUAUGGACUUUUAAGUAUUUUUUUCGUCUACAUAAAUUGGGAACUAUAUAACUAUAUAAACUAUAUUUGGAAGGGAGUAGAAAGAAGAAGGCUCACUGAAACAUCUUGGAUGAGUGUAAGUGCAGGUAAAUUAGUAAAGAGUGAACAAGGAAUAAACUUGUUUUUAAACAUUUUUUAAUAUAAAUCUGUUAAAAAUUACUUAUUUAAAGUAGAAAUGUUGAUGUGCUCGAUAAGAUUAAAGUUGAAAAAGAAACACAAGUUGAAUACACAAAACUUGCAAUGCAUUCUUCUUUUGCAUCGGCCUCUAAUUUUCCAUAUGAACUUUUUUAUAAAGUUAAUUCUGUCAAGACAACCACUGCUUGCCACAUAUUAUCGAUUUAAUUUCCUCAUGAAUUCCAGCUUCUAAUGAAAAAGGGAUAAUUGAUAAUGCGAGAUUAUUAAAUCUAUAUUUUAAUAAUAUUAAAUAAUGUGAAUACUAUCAAAUCAGGCUCUUCCGUCUGUAGGUCUUUACAUAAAUCUUCCCAUCACAUAUUAACUUUAAAAAUGCCAAAGACAGUCAUUUAUUGACAUCAGCUAUAUAAUGUUUGCGAUUAAAAUCAGUGUUCUCUGCGUUCAUAUUGCUCCCAAAUUUAAAGUGAAAAUAGUCGUUCAAGUGUUGUAUGACGCAUAAACAUCAAGGAAAUGCACCGAUCUCUACAAGUUUUCCUCGUAACAGCAGAAAGGUAGAAUCAGUCCUAAUAAAUGAUAUAACAGUCAACUCCUAUAUAAUUGCAAAGGCUUAUGAUGAAAUGCUUAGCUAGGCCUAUCCUGUUCCCUAUCUCUGUUGUAAUCUAGGACAUACUUGGCCUCUUUGAGUGACAAUAUCUGUGUUGAAUUGUUGACUAAUUUAGAAACAUUCG